UCUUGUAUUCUCACUCUGCCUCUCAUUACAUGGUAGAUGCUUCAUAAAUUUCAUUAAUUAAAUUAGACCAGAUCGUAAAAUUCCCCAAAUUUGGAGUUAUCCUUAUUCAGGCAUGCCAUCUGCUGGUUCCCUGGUGUAUCUGUUAGUCGGCCUGAAUUCCUUAAUCCAAUAAAUUAAAAUUCAUGUUGAAGCAUUGCUGAGUUUGUGUGUUGGGCAAUUUUCCCACGUUCUUCCACUUCCUGCGUGCAGGUGCUAUUCUUUCAUUGAACCUCUCCAGAAUUGUUUUUCCUGCAACCUUCUUUUACCUGUUGGCCACUCUAAAAACCCGGAGAAACGGAGUUUACGUUUCAGAACCCUGGAGUGACCAGAACGAUAUAACUGGGCAUGCUCAGUAGGUUGGCCUGAUUUGGAACAUACUUAGAGCUUGAAUGGGGGCAUUUAAUGCUGUUUGUUUCAGGAUUGGCUGCAUAUUCGUCCUAGCAUUAUAUUGAGAGAUGGCAGCCUUUCCCACCCUCUGGGCGCUCCCACUUUUCCAUUUCGUCCGUGUGCCCAAUUUUGGAACCAGCCCUCUAGGAUCUCCCGGCCAAUCAAGAGACCACACAUUGUUGCCUAAGAGACCCCGGAUGCCAGCGAAAAGAUUUAUAGGUAGUGAUUGGACUACUGGAAGGGGGGUGCUAGACGGAGUCACAGAAACAGGAGCUAUGGCAACACCAGCGCUAGAGGCUUGAGGAGAAAGACUUGAAGAGAAAGACUUAAAGAGGUGUAGUUUUUCUUACAGAAGAAUAUCCAGUUAUUUCAUGAUGGCAUUUGCACCUCCAAAAAACACAGAUGGUCCCAAAAUGCAGACAAAGAUGAGUACCUGGACACCCCUAAACCAUCAGCUUUUGAAUGACCGAGUAUUUGAAGAAAGAAGAGCUCUGCUUGGAAAAUGGUUUGACAAAUGGACAGACACUCAGAGGAGAAGAAUCCUGACAAGCCUGUUAGAACGCUGCUCCCUGUCACAGCAAAAGUUCUGCUGUCGAAAGCUUCAGGAGAAAAUUCCAGCAGAAGCUCUGGAUUUUACUACCAAGCUGCCAAGGGUGUUAUCUUUAUAUAUCUUUUCUUUCCUGGACCCUCGAAGCCUUUGUCGUUGUGCACAGGUGAGCUGGCACUGGAAGAACUUGACUGAACUGGAUCAGCUCUGGAUGCUAAAAUGUUUACGGUUUAACUGGUACAUCAAUUUCUCCCCAACCCCCUAUGAGCAGGGUGUAUGGAAGAAGCAUUAUAUUCAAAUGGUGAAAGAACUCCAUGUUACCAAGCCCAAGACACCUCCAAAAGAUGGGUUUGUGAUCGCGGAUGUUCAACCCAUUAGAAGCAGUUCUCCAGGGGGAAAGCUGUCUCCUUCAUCCGCUUUCCGAUCCUCUUCCUCUUUAAGAAAGAAGACCCACCCAGGGGAGAAAGAACUCCCACCUUGGAGGUCUUCUGACAAGCAUCCAACUGAUAUCAUUCGCUUCAAUUACCUGGACAACUGUGACCCCAUUGAACACAGCUGGCAAGGAAGAAGGAAAAGACAUGAAAUGACCCCAGCUUUCAACCGACAGUCACAUGAUAAGAAAAAUAAAUCACAGGACAGAUCUAAACUAAGAAAAGCACAGUCGCUGAGCUCCUUAAAUGCAGAACCCAGGGCCUCCCUACAAGUUCCAGCUCACCUUGCUUGGCUUCCUCACCAGCCACUGGGCCUCCCAGCCACUGAAGCACCAACAAAAACUCUCACAUGGCAUCUCCAGAGGCUCUCUGGACUUCAGUCAUCACCCCAGGCCUUCCAGCAGCAGCUGAUGUGAAAAAAUGCGAAAAGAUUUUUCCAAAAACGACAAGAUGCUCUACACAGAGACUUGGAUGUCACGUGGAUCCUUGCUUAGAAACGGCUUAGGAACCUUAUUGUGAAAGCGAGUCCUGCAGUGUUUCAGGAACAGGUAUUCAUUGCACAAACAUUGACAUAUUUAUAAACUUAGGAAUGUGAUGAUAGACACCGUGGAGUGGAUAAAGGGACAUAUGAUAAGUGUCCUUGGUGAGGUUGGCUGUGUGAGACCAGGUCCGAGAAGGAUAUAACCAGCACAUCCCCAGGGCUCCACAAGCGGUUUAGUGAUGGGACGACUGACCAUGGUGUCAUAGUUUGCUGGGGCUGCUGUAACAAAGUCUUAGUCCAUUUAGGCUGCUGUGACAAGCGUACCAUUGAUAAGUGGGCCUCCCUGAUGUCUCAGAGGUAAAGAAACAGCAUGCAAUGCAGGAGACUUGGGUGUGAUCCCUGGGUUGGGAAGAUGCCCUGGAGAAGGAAAUGGCAACCCACUCCAGUAUUCUUGCCUGGGAAAUCCCAUGGACAGAGGAGCCUGGUGGGCUACAGCCCACAGGGUCACAAAGAGUUGGACACGACUGAGUGAUUAGACCACCACCACCAUUGAUGAGUGGUUUAAAAACAACAGACAUAUAUUUUCUGGAGGCUGGGAAGUCCAAGAUUAAGAUGUGGGCAGGGUUGGUUUCUUCUGAGGCCUCUCUCCUUGGCUUGCAGAUGGCUGCCUUCUCCCUGUGUCCCCACAGACUGUCUUCCUUUUCUGCAUGCCGAUGUCCUCAUCUUCUCUUACUGUGUAUAUGCUAAGUUGCUCAGUUGUGGCCGACUCUUUGCCACCCCAUGGACUGUAGUCCACUAGGCUCCUCUGUCCAUGGGAUUCUCCAGGCAAGAAUAAUGGAGUGGGUUGCCAUGCCCUCCUCCAAGGUGAUCUUCCAGACCCAAGGAUCGAACCCACAUCUCUUAUGUCUCCUGCAUUGGCGGGUGGGUUCUUUCCCACUAGUGCCACCUGGGCCUCUUAUUAUAUGGACACAAGUCAGGUUGGAUUAGGGUCCACCUGUACGACUUUGUUUAACUUUAAUUACCUUUUUGAAGACACUCUCCUAAGACAGUCACAUUCUGAGAUCUUGGGGGUUAGAACUUCAACAUAGGAAUGGGGGGCAGGGGUUACAACUCAACCCUUAGCUCACACUGUGGGCAAGGUAAAGAGAAUCAAGACGAAUGGAGAAGCCACUGGGAACUAUUAACAGCAGAAGCCUCUAUCAUCCUCGGGCCUGGAGAAACAAAAGAGAAAGGGCAUGCUAUUCCUAGAACCCAUCCAGAGCUGUGGUCAUAGGAGGGGGGCUGCCCAGAGAAGGUGCUAUAUGACAGAGGAAGGCACCCAUGGUGGAGACCAGGCUGUGGCAGAGAGGGAAGGAGAAGACCCACCCCUCUCUCUCCUCGCCCUUCACACGCCUCCCUUCACACUCUGAUAGUGCUUCCCUUGGUCAAGAGCCGAGAAAGAGGAGCUGAGAACAGCGAAGCCUGGAGGCUACAGCUUGUAGACAGCAGGCUUUGAGGCAGGGAACGGGCUGACAAAUGUGGCCAGGGGUGGGAGGGGAGCAGUGGGAUUUGAGUGGGACGAUGAAGAAUCACCAGCUCAGUGGAGAAAACAAAGUCAUUUCCAAAGGAGGAAUUAAUUAUGCAUACUCAGGUAACAUAAAUGGGCUUUAAAGUGUCAUCGGAAAACAGAAAAUGCUACUUAGCUGCAAAAAAUAUUAGUCAUACAUUCGAAACUGAACCACGUAUUCAUGUAACCAUUUCCAGUCCCAGAAGUUACUAUUCUAAGAUACUUGUUUGCAGAAGUAAAGCAGAAUGAGAGAAAAAUAAGUUUGUCAAUCUUGUCAUGUUAAACACUUAUGUUCUUAAAAUAGGAUGGGAAGUAUUACUGGAACUAUUUUGGAAUAGAAAGCAGCUCUCUGCCUCAGGAGGGUGCCUGUGUGACCGCACCCAUCAACGGUCACAGCAUGGUUAUAUGAACUGGGUACGUCCCCUGUGUUAUCAUGCCAGGGCUGCCAUAACAAAAUACCAUAGGCUGGUGGCUUCAACAACAGAAAUUUGUUUUCUCACCAUUCUGGAGGCUGGAAGCCUGAGACCCAGUGUUGACAGGGUGGAUGUCUGCUGAGAGCUCCCUUUGGGUUGCCUUUUCAAUGUGUGCUCCCAUGGUCUUUCCCGGGUGACUUUGCAGGGGGAAAAAGCGAGGGGAUGGAGGGAGGGGGAGAGAGAGCGAUUUCUUGGUGUCUCUUCUUUUUUUUCCUAAGUUCAAAUCAUCCUGAUUUUAUGAUCACAGAAAUACUACAAAUAUCCACAAUUGGUGAACACCAUUAUAACAAAUACAGAUAGAAGGAUGGAUAGAGAGCUACACAGAUAGAGUGACUGUAACAGGAAUAGGCUCAAUCUGCACGUGCUGUUUUUAAAGUGUAGUGUUGAAUUUAGCGUUACUUGAAUUUUUAAAAAAAUUUAUUUGACCACAUCAGGGCUUAGUUGCGGCAUGUGGGAUCUUUAGUUGAAGCAUGUAGGAUCUAGUUUGCUGACCACGGAUCAA
Bubalus bubalis (water buffalo) is the source of this 4406-nucleotide messenger RNA. RefSeq names its product F-box protein 16 (gene FBXO16). The coding region runs from base 798 to 1820 and encodes 340 amino acids. The record is from RefSeq and is a predicted model, not a curated record. Gene Ontology annotation, molecular function: protein binding. The transcript has 8 exons. NCBI's taxonomy places the organism in Eukaryota, Metazoa, Chordata, Mammalia, Artiodactyla, Bovidae.